AUGUCUAUAAAACGACGGUGGUUUGAGCUGCAGCGCUUCUUCCGUCAUUGGUCAUCUUUAUUGUCCUUGUUUGCAGUGUGCUUCCUGUUAUUUGUUUUUACUCUUGCCUAUAAUCUAAAUCAGUUCCAGGAAGUUAUCCGGGGUCAUAUAAAGUAUAAUCGUGAAGCGCCCAUAGGUAUACUGCGUGGUGGCAGAAGGGUGAGCGUCGAGGAAGAAUUACUAAUUGGUAGGAAAAGAAAGGAUCAACAGAAACAUCUAAGUGAUAGUAAUGAGUUGCCUGGUGAUCCGGAUCCGGAUACAAUCUUUAAAUUGGGUCAAAUUGGAAAUUUUGAACUAAAAGAGACACAGUGGCAGCCAGGAAAUUAUGGAGAAAUGGGUGAACCAGUUUUUGUUGAUAAAACUUUGCCGGAAGUUGAGAAAACGAUGAGAGAAUAUGGUUUCAACACCUACGUAAGCGACAUGAUUUCCUUAAAUCGAAGUGUUCCUGAUGUAAGGAUGGAUGAAUGCAAAUAUUGGCAUUACCCGGAAGAUUUACCUACUGUAAGUAUUGUCAUUGUCUUUCAUAACGAAGGUUGGACACCAUUGCUACGCACUGUUCAUUCUGUUUUAUUACGUUCUCCAUUACAUUUGAUCAAGGAAAUCAUUCUGGUUGAUGAUUUUAGUGACAAAGAGCAUCUGAAAGGUCGUUUGGAUAUUUACUUGAAGCAGUUCAAUGGAAAAGUGAAAUUAAUCCGGAAUACUGAGCGCGAAGGGCUUAUUCGUACGCGGAAUAUAGGAGCGAAAGAAGCAGUUGGUGAUGUAGUCAUAUUUCUGGAUGCGCACUGUGAGGUAAACAUUAAUUGGUUACCUCCACUUCUGGCACCAAUACGUCAGAACAGAAAAGUCAUGACAGUACCAGUUAUAGAUGGUAUUGACAAAGACGAUUGGUCUUAUCGGAUGGUUUACAGUUCUGCAGAUAGACAUUACCGUGGUAUAUUCGAAUGGGGACUUUUAUACAAAGAAACUGAAAUAUCGGGACAAGAAUUGACGCGAAGAAAACACAGUAGUGAACCAUUUAGGUCUCCGACUCAUGCAGGUGGAUUAUUUGCUAUUAAUAAGAAGUGGUUCGAAGAAUUAGGUUAUUACGAUCCUGGAUUGCAAAUAUGGGGGGGCGAACAAUAUGAACUAUCUUUCAAAAUCUGGCAAUGCGGAGGCGGAAUUUUGUUUGUACCAUGUUCUCACGUUGGCCAUGUGUACCGAUCACAUAUGCCGUACGGUUUUGGGAAGCUCUCCGGAAAACCAGUUAUUUCAACGAAUAUGGUUCGUGUCAUAAAAACGUGGAUGGAUGAAUAUGAUAAAUAUUACUACAUUCGGGAACCGUCGGCAAAGCAUCGCUUACCGGGUGACAUAAGUUCACAACUCGAGCUUAGGAAAAGUCUAAAUUGUAAAUCUUUUAAAUGGUACAUGGAAAAAGUUGCUUACGAUGUUAUUGUGUCUUAUCCCCUUCCACCGGAAAAUCAUGUCUGGGGUGAAGCGAAAAAUCACGCUACGGGAAAAUGCAUUGAUACGAUGGGUCGAUCUGUACCAGGUAUUGUUGGCGCAACUCCGUGUCAUGGUUAUGGUGGGAAUCAGCUGAUCAGACUGAACAAAAAAGGGCAGCUGACACAGGGAGAAUGGUGUAUAACUCCUAUAGAUGGAAAUUUAAUUACGAAGCAUUGCGUAAAAGGAACAGUUGAUGGACCUUUUGUUUAUGAUGAGAAAAACGAGCAAAUAAUGGUCAACGACUUGUGCUUAACAGCAGCUAAAUCCAUGGUUAAUUCAACAUUAUCAAUGGAAAAAUGUAAUGCGGAAAAUGAAUGGCAGAAAUGGAGAUGGCAAGAAAUAUAUAUCGACUGA
Cercopithifilaria johnstoni is the source of this 1875-nucleotide messenger RNA. The record is from the annotation of a GenBank genome assembly. NCBI's taxonomy places the organism in Eukaryota, Metazoa, Nematoda, Chromadorea, Rhabditida, Onchocercidae.